GUAACUCGCGGCAUGCAUAAAUACCACGUCACACCGCUCUUCCAUCAACGAUACUUUUGAAGUCACAUGCACCCAGAGGCUAUGGUCGUGAGCGAAUGAUUAUAAACCCAAUCUGCACGUCCGUAACACGCUGACCCUCCUGCCUCUGCCUCCCAUGGCAUCCUCACCAAAAGAAGAAAAUUGGCAUCCUUCCAGUCUUCUUGCAUAUGACGCACUUCCAAACCACCAGGACUUCGACUCGAUAACAUCUGAUGCGAAGUCCACUGCUGAAAUUAGAACCAAUUUCUACGAUCGCAGUCUGGCCAGUCGCAGAUAUGCCCUUGUUGGAGUGGCAUGCUCAAGUAUCUUCAGCUGCUCAUGCAUCGUUGUAGGCAUUGUCACUUUAGCCAAUCAGGGAGUCUCGGGACUCUUACCUGUGGCCAAUUUGGUCUUCUUUGAGAAUCUCGACCAGUUAGCUCAGAUGAACAUGCAGGCGGAGAUAGUGUCCCUGAUACUAAACUCAAUCGUCAUGUUGUGCACGGAAUCCAUAGGCUUCGUCCACGGCAUCUCAUUGCGAUCUGCACUAGCCUCAGAGUCUCGGCUUCGUUUCAACACCAAUCUGCGCCUUCUGACUGCAGCUCGUGGAUGGUAUAACCCUAAUGGCGCCCUGCUUAAUGGUGUCUCGGCUAUCCUUCUCAUUGUAUCCUAUAGCUCAACCUCACUUCUCGUAUGUUUGAACUAUCAACCCGUUCCAACAUCGAUACCAACGGAAUGGAAUCUUGGAACGGGUCUUGCCAUCGCAGGGUUACCUCUCCUCUUUUUGGGUGUUGCACUCCUCCUCCAGGUAGUGAUCGCAUUGUCGGGGAUGCGGGCUGUCAAAAUCUUGACGUGGAGCUCCUCCCCUUUUGACUUGACCGCCGCACUGGUACACCACACGCAAUGUACUCCGGUUGCUUUCCGGUGCAUGCGUUGUGUGUCUGACCUGGACGCAGAUGGAGGCCCAGCAAAUCCGUCAGAUACACAGCCUUCUGCGUGGCAUGCUCAUCCCAGCAUCAAAAAAGUUGUUAUUUCUCUCUGGGGGAUCGUUGUAGCAUGCGCUGGAUGGGCCGCACUCGUCAUGUAUAUCUGGCACAAGUACGCCGGCACGAAUCAAGCGUCCCCCUCUGCGCUGACCACACAAACGUGGUCAUUCUUGCCGCACGCGUCCUUCGAAGGGUCCAAUUUCAUCUUGUAUAAAAUGCCAGGUGCCAAUAUUCAGGGGUGGAUUCUGCUCUUUGUCAGCAUGGCAGUUGUCCAGGGACCGUUGACACUUGGGCUGCAUUGCUCGGAGCUCAUCGCGAACGUCAUUCGGGAUGAAAGGCAGUGGAGAUACGCUACCGGAAGAAAAGGACUUAAAACGGCGACAAACCCGCUAAAGUUGAUUUUGUGUCAUCCAAUCUGUCUUAUAAUUUUCAUCGCGAAGCCUUUCCUCCACUGGAUGUUUGGGCUUUCGUUCACGAUAACUCGCACUGCGUCUGACGAGCAACUAGUAGAGAUGUCGGUAUUCAUGUACACUGCCCAGAUCUGGAACUUAUCUAUAGCGCUAGCUAUAUUCGCAUGUUUCUUCACUCUUGUCCCACUGCGCCGACCGCGGGGCCCCCAGCCAGCUGCAUAUGGCCACAUCCAGACGCUCGCGAACCUCGUGGAUGAGUGGUCGCCUGUGAUGUGGUGGGGACACAAGGAGGACGGGACCCCGUACUGUCAUGCUGGGACGAGUGAUCACCCGCUGCCGGAUGUGAAGAUGGACUGCGUCUAUGCUGGUACGCAUGCGUCAGAGCGUAUGCUUUAAACUCCAAGCAUGAGCCCGACUUUCAUCAUGAAUCCCGACUUUACGUUUCGACGAAGCAACUUCACCAGCGAUACCUUCUGCUCCACGCACUCUUUCUCGUAACAGCUACUUGAUAGCAAUAAAUGAGUGUCAAUUGGGUGUGGUCAAUGCAAAGCGAGAGAAGGAACUACCGAAAAAGAUCCCUGACAGGUAGGUCUGCCAAGGAGAUGAAGAUAGAGG
This is a messenger RNA of Suillus clintonianus, 2026 nucleotides long. RefSeq lists its product as uncharacterized. The record is from RefSeq and is a predicted model, not a curated record. Bases 155 to 1807 code for a protein of 550 amino acids. NCBI's taxonomy places the organism in Eukaryota, Fungi, Basidiomycota, Agaricomycetes, Boletales, Suillaceae. The transcript is spliced from 4 exons.